Messenger RNA from Lodderomyces margitis, 2664 nucleotides. RefSeq lists its product as uncharacterized. The record is from RefSeq and is a predicted model, not a curated record. The transcript has a single exon. The coding region runs from base 1 to 2664 and encodes 887 amino acids. Lineage: Eukaryota; Fungi; Ascomycota; Pichiomycetes; Serinales; Debaryomycetaceae.
AUGACUGAUAUAUCGCAUGGAGAUGCUAUAAUUGGUGGGUUCCAUUCAACGCUGGACAAUGUUGAUGAAAUGUUUGCCAAAUUGAGUAUUCCUGAAAUUCAACGAUUAUCAUCUCAGUACAAUUCAAUCAUUGCCACAACCAAGGAUGAACUUCACAGCUUAGUCAGCGAUAAAUAUCGCGACUUGAUCAAAAUUGCUGAAGAUAUUGGUGACUUACGAAGCAAGUCGCUUACAAUUGAAGAGAACUUGCAAGAAAUAUCAUAUAAACCAUCAACAUUUGUAUCACCAUACACCGAUUCGUACGCCAACUUUGAUUCUAUCUUGAGACACCAAAACGCAGCUAAAGCUCAACAUAACUCGCGAUCAGUUAUAGUUCGAAACAUCAUUCAGAAGCGGUUGGCUAAAUUGGUCAACAAGAUCUCAUGUGAAGGACGUAGUCCAAUUCAUCAUACUUCCAACUUUAUACCGUUUGUUAAGGAGUUAUACACAAUAGAAACAGUAUUUAAUGAUGUAUUGCAAGAAAAGAAGGAUCUUCAACAGCAAAUGCAUAAUAUCAAGCACCAUUUACUUGAAUAUUUCAAACAUGAAAUUGCUGUGUAUAAUUUCCCCUUGACACUGUUUAAUUCAAAUGAUAGAUUUAGUCUUCGUCAAAGAUUUUUAGAGAAAGAUUUUACUACUGAUCCAAACUUGAAGUUUGCUGAGGAUGUUUCAUUUAUUGAUGAUGAUGACUUUGACGAGUUUCAAGAUGGUGACGAUGAUCUUGACGAAACUCAAGAGAAGUAUGAGCGAUUUGACAAAUUGGACACUUUUAAAAACACAAACUAUAAUAGAAAUGUCCUGGCAUUAUGUAACUACUUGGUGUGUUAUACCAUUUUGUCGAGUGAUAUUGAAAAGACCGAAGCAGUCAAACAUAAAUUGAUCGAUCUUAGAAUGGAGUACUUGAAAAUGUUAUUGUCCCAAUCAAUUCAAAGCCAGCAGACUGUCAAUUAUCGUCUGGUGUUUUUGUACUUGGAAAACACCUGCAAUUACCUUAAAAGUUAUUUUGGUGACACUGACAGUGAUUACUUGCGCACACUUCGGGAUGUAUCCAAACCAUGGAGUCUAACAGAGUUAGUGGGACACAAAGGGUGGAUUGAUGACGUCCAGGUGGAAUUUGGAAGAAACAUAAAUUCAAGAGAAGAAACCCCACAAGUUAGCGUACAAGACUUUGACAAAGUUAUGGCUUUCAUAACCGAAUUGGUUUCCGGUUCAUCCGAGUCCAACAAAACAGUGCCUACGGUGGAUGUUUUAUCUGCAUCCAUUGUCAAAUACCACGACCUUAUUAUGAGUUUAAAAAGGUUGGACAGUGCAACCAAGCUUGUUGGGCUGCAAUCUCAAUUAGUUGAACUUGUUUCUGAAACAACUUUGUUAAAGGAAAUGUCGGUAGACCUUGAGAACAUGAUCAAGGAAAUUUACGAGAGCCACAUAUCACAACUAAUGAGUGAUAAGGGUAUAUUAGGAUCGGUUCGAGAUGUAUUGGAUAGUGCAUCCAAUCACAAGGCUAGUCACAAUCCGUUUGAUCCCGAUGUUGUGAAUUUGAUGGAUUAUAAUCUUGGUGAGUAUAUGAAAUUAGUCAUACACAGUGAUGAAAACUCAAACCAAUCACCAUACAACACCACCUACCAAUUGAGUAAAUGGUUAAAUGAGUACUUCCAGUUAAAAAAGAUUACCGAUUUUGAUCGAAAUGCAAUGGAAUUGUCCAGGGAAAAACAAGUUAUCUAUGAUUAUCUUCCUCAAUUAUAUCAUAGUUUACAAGGAGAAGCUAUUCAAUGGGGUGAUUUCACUGCCAAAAGUUUAAAGGGCCGUUUUCAAUCACUUUACACCACCGUAAGUCAAAGCUUUCGUGACGAGGUUGCAAAAUUUUGCGCGUCUUUACUAGAGUUGAGUUUGGAUGAAAGUGAUGUCAGCAAGUUAAUUUACCUCAUUGGGCUUUUGACAAAAUUGCGAGAUGUUAUUCAAUCUAAAAGUGCUGAAAUGAAUCAAGACACAAAGAAACUUAUAAAAGCAAUGGAGUCGAAUACUGCUAGCAUCUUCAAAAAAGUUGUUUCUCAAGUAUUGGAUAAUAAAAUUGACAAAUUACGAGAUUUGGUUGUCUUAGAAGAGCCACAAGCUAACGAAGCGGAUAUACCAACAAGACCCAGUCUUGAACUUGCUCUGAACUUAUAUGAGAUAGCACAAAUAUUCCUCACACAGGCAGCCAAAAUUGAGCCCAAUAAUGUCAAUUUGUUUCUGAACUCGUCGACAUUGGAUCAUUAUAUAAAGGCCAAAAAUGAAUGGCUUGAUAAAGUGAUUGGCACAAUCAUGUCUAAAACCAGCCCAUCAGAAGAUUCACCCAGUGAUAGUGAUGAUAAAACUGAAGCAGGAGAGGAAGGUGAGAGUACGAAUUCCAAUGAAGAUACAAAACCGUCGAAAACCACCACACUAUUACAAAUUGCAGCAAACGUUGCCUUUUUACAAUUGUUUUGCAAGCCUAACAUUGACGCGAAAGUAAUUAAGAGCAUAAUCGAAUCCAUCCAUGUUACUAAGGACCAAAAUUUCAAUGAAAACACUUUGGAAAUCAUUUCCAGUGGAGUUUCUUCAUUUUACAAAUCAAGAAAGAAUAUCUAUCAACCUCUUCUGUUAUAA